Molecule: messenger RNA, 858 nt
Organism: Durio zibethinus
Lineage: Eukaryota; Viridiplantae; Streptophyta; Magnoliopsida; Malvales; Malvaceae
Source: RefSeq, a predicted model, not a curated record
AUGGAAGAUCGCAUUUUUUGGGCUCCACCAAAGACAAAUCUAUCCAUGGAAAAGAUGUCUGGGCCUAGGCCUAAAGGAAUUCACCUAAUCAUACCAAAAGAGUUCAAGGCAUUAAUGACACAGUUAGCUGUUUUAAUAAUAACUUAUAGUAGUAGACCCAAAGGAACAUUAAAAAAACUGACCAUCACAUGUAGCAUAAUUUCAGGAUCAACUUACUGCAAAUACCAUCAUUACAAAUCAAAUAUGAUAAGUUUAAUUAACCCUGAAAUUUUGGUUUACUUUUGGAAAAAAUUCCAUCAUUUGGGCAUCAUAGGAUUUGACUUUGAAAGCAUGUUACUUUGUAUAAGUAUCCUACUGCAUGUACCCGUAGGCUUUACAGUCUUGCCUGAACAAGAUCCAAAAAACCACAAAUUCUAUUUUUUUUUAAUGGAACUCAGCAAUUGGUGCAGCUCAGGCACCCAGGAGUUGAGAUGGAGCCAAGGCUAUGCAAAAAGCCGGUAUGACCGGAUGCUUUCCGUCAAUGGGUUGGUGAUCAGAUCAAAGCUGCCAAGUUGGAGAAUGCUAUGGAGAAAGUUGAUGAGGGAAAAGAAGAAGAUAUUUGAUUGUUCAUCGAGUACUCGGGUACACGUUUCUUAUGAUCCUUAUACAUACGCACAGAAUUUUGAUCAGGGCUUGAUGUCAACGGAUCCUGAUGACCUCUCCAGGUCUUUUUCAGCUAGGUUUGCUGUUCCCUCAAGGGUUUUUGAGUAGAGUGGAUUGGUAGGUUGAUGCAAGUUAUAAGAUAAAAAUAAAAGAAAAUGGUUUGUAUUUUGACUUUGAUGUGAUAAAUCAAUUAAUGUUAGAUUCACUAAAUCCUGA